AAGGACAAACGGUCUCGUUUCUGGGGGGUGUACAAACGAGUCGCAGAGGAACAUGACGGCGAGUUCCUUGAGCGAUACACUACUGAGGCGGGCGGCAUCAGAGAACCUUCUGGUCUUUUCUCGGCUGUCAGCACGGCUUUCAUCGUCGCGAUGGAGUCUAAUCUCAGUCCCGACCCCAGCGACAUCACGAAUUCCCUUUUGAAGCAACUCGUGCAGAUCGGACUCGGCAACCUCGUUGAGGCGGGCACCGCUCCCGCAGACCCAGCAUCUACAUGGUCGCCAUCUGCGUCGGCUGUGAGGAUCCAAUUGGUCGCAUACGCAAGCUUGUCCAUGAGCUUGCUCGCUGCAUUCGGGGCGGUACUAGGCAAGCAGUGG
Molecule: messenger RNA, 375 nt
Organism: Suillus fuscotomentosus
Lineage: Eukaryota; Fungi; Basidiomycota; Agaricomycetes; Boletales; Suillaceae
Exons: 2
Source: RefSeq, a predicted model, not a curated record